AAGUCAUAGAUUUCGUGAAAUUUAUAAGGACCCUCUGUUGUACCUCUAAUCGCUCCAUUGCCUGUUCUACACUGCCACAUUUCCACAAGCAUGUUGGUCAGAUCCGCCAUUGCUGCCAGUGCCCUUAUGGCAUCUGGUGUGACUGCCUGGAACAAAGAUGUCCACCAACAGAUUGGCUACAGCGCAGAGCAACUCCUGACCCCAGCCACAAAGUCAAUCCUCCACCACAUCUUGGAGCCCAAGUACAACGGCAGCAUCGGCCUCGCCGCCUCAUGGGCAGACGACUAUGCCCACACCACCGAAGGUGCUUUCAGCUACCAAUGGCAUUGGAUCGACUCGGCCGACAACCCACCCUAUUACUGCAACGUCUAUUACAACCGUGACUGCACCAAAGGCGGCUGUGUGGUCUCAGCAAUCGCAAACCAGACCCAGAUCUUGAAGAGUUGUAUCAGCAAGGUGAAGAAGGGCGAGCUUGUGCAUGGUGAGGAUUUGCAGUGUUCGUAUGCGCUAAAGUGGGUUGCGCAUUUCUUGGGUGAUAUCGCGCAGCCUUUGCAUGCGUCGGGUGUUGCAGCUGGUGGUAACGGUCUCGAUGUUGUGUUCGGAAACCAUUCCACCGAGCUGCAUGCUGUCUGGGAUGGAUGGAUCGUCUAUGCUGACGCAAACGUGACAAGCUUCCCCAACACAACCAUUCAACCCUUCUUCAAGGAUCUCGUCUCUCGCAUCCACAAAGACGACUUUUCCAUUCCCACUGCAGAGUGGAUUGCUUGUAGCGAUCCUUCCACACCACUGGAAUGUGCUCUCAGCUGGGCUCGCGAUAGUAAUGCCUUGACCUGCGAUUACGUCUACUCGCAAGCUUUUAACGGCACCAAUCUGGCUACCAGUGGGUACGCCACUGGUGCUUAUCCCAUUGUAGAGGUGCAGAUGAGCAAGGCCAUCUUAAGAUUGGGUACUUGGCUGAACAAGUUGGUUGCUGGCAAUUAUGACCAUGGAAGGAAUGUUGUGUUGCAGACGAACCCCAGUUGGUUGUUGGGUCCUGAUGGUGGCGAGUAAGGCGUCGCGUAGUUUGAGCUCGUAGCUCGAUGAGGCCUCAUUAAUGGCUGUCAUA
This is a messenger RNA of Aureobasidium subglaciale EXF-2481, 1105 nucleotides long. RefSeq lists its product as uncharacterized. Gene Ontology annotation, biological process: DNA catabolic process. The coding region runs from base 91 to 1050 and encodes 319 amino acids. Gene Ontology annotation, molecular function: endonuclease activity; nucleic acid binding. The record is from RefSeq and is a predicted model, not a curated record. NCBI's taxonomy places the organism in Eukaryota, Fungi, Ascomycota, Dothideomycetes, Dothideales, Saccotheciaceae. The transcript is spliced from 3 exons.